Molecule: messenger RNA, 945 nt
Organism: Phascolarctos cinereus (koala)
Lineage: Eukaryota; Metazoa; Chordata; Mammalia; Diprotodontia; Phascolarctidae
Product: olfactory receptor 2AG1-like
Biological process (GO): G protein-coupled receptor signaling pathway
Cellular component (GO): membrane
Molecular function (GO): G protein-coupled receptor activity; olfactory receptor activity
Source: RefSeq, a predicted model, not a curated record
AUGGAACUCUGGAAUACCACCUUGGAGAACAGUUUCUUCCUCAUUGGGAUUCUCCAGGAGAGUAAGUAUCCUGGACUGGUUUGUGCCACAAUCACAUUCCUCUACCUGGUGGCUGUGACCAGCAAUGGCCUCCUGCUCCUGUUGAUUGCUAUGGACAAGCAGCUCCAUGUACCUAUGUACUUCUUGCUCAGCCAGCUCUCACUUACGGAUCUGCUCUUUACAACUGUUGUUUCCCCCAAAACAUUUGUGGAUUACUUGCGUGGAGAGAGCAUCAUUUCUUUUUCAGGCUGUGGAUUUCAGAUAUUUAUGAUACUGACAAUUGGAGGUGCUGAAGAUAUCCUGUUAGCCUUCAUGGCAUAUGACCGUUAUAUAGCCAUUCAACAUCCCCUGAGCUACAUGGUCUUCAUGAGACCAAAAGUUUGCUGGUUCAUGGUGGCCACAUCCUGGCUCUUGGCAUCCAUGAAUGCCCUUGUGCAUACCACAUACACUAUGCACUUCCCUUUCUGUAGAACCCGGGAGGUAGGCCACCUGCUCUGUGAGAUCCCUCCUUUGUUGAAACUGACAUGUGCUAACACCACAAAAUACCAGUUCAUGAUAUACACAAUGGGUAUGGCAUUCCUCCUCAUCCCCCUCUCUGCUAUCAUUGCCUCCUAUACACUAGUUUUGACAGCUGUGUUCCACAUGUGCUCAACACAGGGGAGACAGAAAGCUCUCCUUACCUGCUCAUCCCAUCUGACAGUGGUCGUGCUCUACUAUGGAGCUGCUAUGUUCAUGUAUGUCCUGCCCAGUGCUUACCACAACCCUCAGCAAGAUAAUAUCAUCUCUGUGUUCUAUACCAUUAUUACUCCAGCCUUGAACCCCCUGAUCUAUAGUCUGAGGAACAAGGAUGUACUGGGAGCCCUGAAGAAGUUGCUAGGGAAAGGCCCCUCAGGUCAAGAAUUGUAG